This is a messenger RNA of Microthlaspi erraticum, 1281 nucleotides long. NCBI's taxonomy places the organism in Eukaryota, Viridiplantae, Streptophyta, Magnoliopsida, Brassicales, Brassicaceae. The record is from the annotation of a GenBank genome assembly.
AUGUCGUCGUCAGUGGUGGAGAUUGUGGCGGAGCAACGGGGAUGCGGCGACGAUGGUAACGGCGGAGAGGCAGUAGAUAACGGCGAGCUUGAUCAUUUGCUUCUACGAACCUCCUCCGAACCAACGGCUCCGACAAUUUCUCUCUCGAGGGAAUCUUUUCUUAGAGCAGCAACUUUACUCAAGGACCAGGUUAUAGAAGCUACGUGGAAAGGCGGUGUUACGGAUCCGGGUAUGGUUCUGGAUCCGACUGUUUACACAGGUUUACUCGGCACAGCUUUCACUUGCUUGAAGUCGUACGAGGUCACGAGGAACCAUCAGGAUCUGCUAAUUUGCGCUGAUAUAAUCGACACGUGUGCCAACAUCCCACGUGCCACAACCAGGCACGUGACGUUUUUAUGUGGAAGAGGAGGAGUUUAUGCACUUGGUGCAGUCGUAGCCAAUUACAGUGGGCACCAAUCAAAGCGUGACUUCUUCCUCGGUCUCUUUCUUGAGGUAGCAGAAGAGAGAGAGUUACCAGCAGGACCAGAGGAAGGAGGAUUUGGGAUGUCAUAUGACCUUCUCUAUGGAAGAGCGGGUUUCCUCUGGGCUGCGUUGUUCCUAAACCGAUAUCUCGGCGAAGGCACUGUUCCUCACCAUCUCUUAUCCCCCAUCGUCGCAGCCAUCUUAUCCGGUGGACGUGUUGGAGCCGCGGAUCACGAAGCUUGCCCUCUGCUAUACAGGUUUCACGGGACAAGGUUUUGGGGUGCUGCGAAUGGACUAGCUGGAAUCUUGCACGUGCUGUUACAUUUCCCGUUAUCGGAAGAGGAUGUGAAAGAUGUUCAAGGGACGUUGAGGUACAUGAUGAAGAACAGGUUCUCAAACAGCGGGAACUAUCCUUGCAGCGAAGGGAAUCCGAGAGAUAAGCUUGUCCAAUGGGCUCAUGGAGCAACUUGCAUGGCGAUUACUUUGGCUAAAGCAUCUCAAGUGUUUCCUAAGGAAAGAGACUUCCGAGAAGCAGCUGUUGAAGCAGGGGAAGUAGUGUGGAAGAGUGGCUUGGUGAACAAGGUAGGUUUAGCUGAUGGAGUUUCCGGUAACGCAUACGCUUUCUUGUCGCUUUAUCGGUUAACCGGAGAUGCUGUGUAUGAAGAGAGAGCAAAAACAUUCGCGAGUUACUUGUGUUGUGAUACGAGGGAGGAAACAGAACGUGAUUAUUCGCUUUUCCGGGGACUAGCUGGACCAGUAUGUCUCUGGUUCGAUCUUGCUUCGCCGGAAGAUUCUAAGUUUCCUGGUUAUGAGAUAUAA